AUGGAAGUCAGGCGCCGCCGCCGUAUAUUCUGUACUCUUUCACGCAUGCAAGUCACAGGAUCAACUUCUUUCCUCCAAACGCCGCAGUGGGAGCGUCAUCAUCUCCGCACGGUGGCUGAUUUACCAGCAUCCUUGGCUGCGUCGUUGGACGCCGCGGACUCUCGCGAUUACCAACGCCAGGCUACCUUUCAUGGGCGCCGACAGAGCUUUGUCGUCCUUCUACGUGAUAUUUACGGACUUUUGGAUAGCGUUGAAAGAGAUCGGCGGAAGCUGCGACUGCUACUUCAGGAGCUUGUGCAGCGGCUUUUGGACCCGAAUGGCGUCCACGCUGAGGACGACGGAGCCACAUCUGCUGAGAAUAUAAAUUGCUAUGUGGUGAUCGAGCGGGAAAAUUUUCUUCGUUUAGGUGGUGCUGAAUGCCUACUAUGUGUACUGCAUGCAUUUCGACAGGAAGAGAAAGCGAUGAAGAAGCAACUAAAGCGCGGCAGCGACGUCCGCGCCCUAUGGGAGACACCUAUGCCUGUAACUCUUGCACCUACUAAAAGUGGCACGAAUGCCUCACUUCGAAAGCAUGCUCUUAACGACACGAUGGCGAUUUUACGAGAGCUUUGUUAUUUUUCGUCAAACCUAGCUAUUCAACUCUGCGAUAAAGACGGCCUAGUGGUGUAUUUAUUUCAGCUAAUGGGCGACACACGAUAUUUUGACAAUGCAUCUGGACUUGUAGAGGAAAUUCUGGCUGUCAGGGACGAAGCUUUUGAUCUGACUCGUGUCCCCAGCUUUCACACUGUCUUACAGUCGCUAUCUUCGAGGCAACUGGCUUUUUUUUGUCGCGUUCUUGCACUGGUUGUAUUUGAGCCUGAGGACCGAAGGCUGUUGGAAAAUGCUAAGGUUAUUAAGUCGCUAGAGCUACUGAAGCUACGUCGUAACCGUAUGAUGCGUGCAGACAACAUCGUUGACCGCAACCACGCGCUGAUAUACAAUUCGCCCCUGGUUUUACAGCGACUGCUGCAUGUAUUACAGGUUCAGAACUUUUAUUUCGCAUUGAACUCAGUGUACGAGCCUUUUUCAUCGGAACUCGCUACAUCGGCCGAGUUUGCCACACUUCUUUACCAAACGAGCGAUCGAAGCGACUGGGACUCGAUCGAUCGUCUUGUCACCCAUCCAGCGCUUGAAUCUUCUGGGGAUCUUACUAAUUUGCACAGACAUCACCAGACCGGAGCAACGGCGAGUACUGAUGAAAGAGAUUCGAACACAAGCUCACUGUUAUACCCACACCAGCACUCGUUCUCGGUAGAAACAGCAACUCUACGAGAAUUGAUAUUCCGUAAUCGAUCGCCAGACCAACGCACGCGGGACGACGUCGAGGCUCAGGUUGUCAUUAAGUCGAUUGUACUGGCUCCGUACCGCGUCGAAGUCCUUUUUGUUCUCUGCACCUUGUUAAAUGGCAAACGUAAGGUAGAUUUCCAGGAGCGACUUGCGGGGAUGGGACUUGUUAAAACACUUAACAUAAUGUUUGACAAAUUUCAAUGGAUCACUUCAGUGGCAUCCACUCCAACCCAUGAGCCACUACACGGACCCGGCUGUGAUUGCAGUCUCGAUGCAUCGUUAAAAAUCCAAUUUUUACGACUGAUCCACAACUUCUGCGAUCGUGAUUACAGCGACAAUUCUAGCAAAUUGCUGCUUCUCAGUGAGCACGAGAUUCGGUUGAUGAAUGAAAGUGGCUCAUCGCCGAUAAACCUCGAGCACACAGACAAAGGAUUGUUGUCAAAGAUCAUCGUUGCUCUUAAUGAGCAGCCAGCUGACUCCAUAUAUCGCUUCUGGCUGGCGUCAUGCGUGGAAGCUUUUUUAAGACGCGCUGCUCCGAGUGAGCAGCUCUUUGUAGCACGAACACCCUUACUACAGGCACUUAUAGCGGACAUUCUAAGUGGUGGCGCAUAUCGCUCUCAGGGCAGCUUUCAGUCAGCCUUUGAUUUGCUAGGAGAAAUGACAAAAGGCAAUUGGGAGACAUUGCAGCUUUUUCACGGGCUGCUUGACAAUACACAGUUUGCGUCCUUCAUGGAAGUAGUAAUCUUGAACUUAGUGGACUCGAACGUAUUCAUUCGAUCGAUGCUGUUAUCUUCCGAGAAGUUCGCAAAGCAGUCAGAAAGCGGGACAUUUGGCCUUGCUGACGACUAUGAAAUGGACCGCAUGAGCGAAUUUUUGACUGUAAAUUUAGUGCGGUUACUACGUGAUCUCAUGACAAUCGUAACGCUGGACGAUAUUAACCACGAAAAUAUUUGCUGUUUGAACACAGCCAUAGUGAUUCUCGUUUUUCAGCAUCGUCGUAAACGACUGCCUACUAUCCUCGAAGCCCUACGCGACCAUGAAGAUGUGUCGGGCAAGCACGGCUAUGUUUGUGAGAAUUUCCGUGCUUUGUUAUGGUUUUGGAUCCAGUAUUAUACGCCGCGUGGUCGAGAUCGACUCGGACUGGAGCAUUCUAGUGAAGUGCAGUUUGACGAGUGGCGGCGCGUUGUCUCACUCUUGUGCGCCGACGACGGAUCCGAGACUGCUCUGCUAUCGAAGCCAGUGCGCCUUCCGCCGUCGCCCUACUCGCGGCUUUAUGCUUCUCCGCGAGAUAGAUGCAACUAA
Plasmopara halstedii is the source of this 2628-nucleotide messenger RNA. RefSeq names its product Protein of unknown function DUF3689. The coding region runs from base 1 to 2628 and encodes 875 amino acids. The transcript has 4 exons. Gene Ontology annotation, biological process: ubiquitin-dependent protein catabolic process. The record is from RefSeq and is a predicted model, not a curated record. Gene Ontology annotation, cellular component: Cul4A-RING E3 ubiquitin ligase complex. NCBI's taxonomy places the organism in Eukaryota, Oomycota, Peronosporomycetes, Peronosporales, Peronosporaceae. Gene Ontology annotation, molecular function: phosphatase binding.